GUGGCUCUUUGUGCUCAGCACUACAACUCUACUACUCUACAGUCUGGGACCAACAGAAAAUGGAGAGCCAUUCAUUGGAACAACAAAAUACACGUUUCCUCAAUCACCAGGUUUCAGAAUGUCUCAGCCCACACAAGCAGCACACUCCAUCCCACCUCACACUCUGACCCUCCUGGCACGGGAGUGGCUAGCAGAGGACACACCCAACUUUGACCCAGCGGGAGUGUGUGUGGGCUCGCUGGAGGUAGAGGCGAGGUUGCUGUGUAAAACACCACACAGCGUCUUGGCAGGGAGCCCCUUCUUCACAGCAGUGUUCACUGAGGUCGGCUGCACCGUGGACUGGAUUUACCAAGAGGGAGCUGCGAUUGGUCCAGAUGCCAUCACACUGACUGCUGUGGUGAGAGGCCCAGCAAGGUGCCUCCUCCUUGGGGAAAGGCCGGCUCUUAACUGCCUGGCCCGAGCCUCUGGGAUCGCCACCCGCUGUACUCAGCUCCAGGCAAUGGCAACAGCAGAAGGAUGGCAUGGAGAAGUGGCUGGCACACGCAAGACCACCCCAGGCUUCCGUCUGGUGGAAAAGUACGCAAUGUUGGUUGGUGGUGUGUCCAUGCACAGACAAGACCUGAGUGGAAUGGUGAUGCUGAAGGACAACCAUAUCUGGGCUUCAGGAAGUAUCACACAGGCUGUGAAAGCUGCCCGGUCAGUGUGUGGCUUCAGCAGUAAGAUUGAGGUGGAGUGCCGCUCUGCAGAGGAGGGCCGAGAGGCGGCUGCCUCUGGAGCAGACAUUGUUAUGCUGGACAAUUUUCAACCUCAGGAGCUCCAUGUUGCAGCUAAUGCACUGAAGGAGGAGUUCCCAACACUACUGAUCGAGGCCAGUGGAGGAGUGACUCUAGAGAACUUUGCUAUGUAUCUCUCUCCACAUACAGACAUCAUUUCUCUGGGCUGCAUAACACAGGGUUGCCCAGUGGUGGAUUUUUCUCUCAAGGUUCAAAAGCCUGUUGUUCACUCAACCCUCAAAGAAUGAUGAUCUUUGUGUCAAUUGAUUGAAUGAGAAAAUUAUGUGAGAUUUUGUUCGGAUGAGGAGGAGAUUUUUAGUGUGCACUAAAAACUAUUGUACUGCAACCACAAUGGUCUACUGUUUCUAAAGAUUGAGAAAUAAGUCACAUCCUGUUGACUCACUGUGUCAUUGGUCAUUUGAUAGAAUAAAAGAAGAAAUGAAAAAGGAAACCAGACUGUACUUGUUUCUCUGCCAGAGCCAUGUGCGUCCAAUGACAAUGUCAUAUAGUUCUUGAAAAACAAAUUAUGUAUGGCUGUUGCCAUAGAGAAACAGCAGUCAUAUGUUAAAA
Etheostoma cragini (Arkansas darter) is the source of this 1343-nucleotide messenger RNA. RefSeq names its product nicotinate-nucleotide pyrophosphorylase [carboxylating]-like. The transcript has 5 exons. NCBI's taxonomy places the organism in Eukaryota, Metazoa, Chordata, Actinopteri, Perciformes, Percidae. Gene Ontology annotation, molecular function: nicotinate-nucleotide diphosphorylase (carboxylating) activity. Gene Ontology annotation, biological process: quinolinate catabolic process; NAD+ biosynthetic process. Gene Ontology annotation, cellular component: cytoplasm. Bases 119 to 1021 code for a protein of 300 amino acids. The record is from RefSeq and is a predicted model, not a curated record.